Biomphalaria glabrata is the source of this 2901-nucleotide messenger RNA. RefSeq lists its product as uncharacterized. The transcript is spliced from 17 exons. Bases 225 to 2870 code for a protein of 881 amino acids. NCBI's taxonomy places the organism in Eukaryota, Metazoa, Mollusca, Gastropoda, Planorbidae. The record is from RefSeq and is a predicted model, not a curated record.
CAAAGAGAAAACUUUGUUUAAUCUAAAACAUACAUUGUUACAGAUUAUAGUGUUUGGUUGUUGUUUUUUUUUAUUUGCAGAUUGCUUCUAAUAUAUAUGUUACGGGCAAAGUGCGAAAUGUCUUCCCAAUCCAAUGCACUAGCCAUUGUGCCAACGGAGUGCUUAUGAAAAAAAGGUUUAUGUCCACUUGAAUUGUUGUCCCUGACAAUUGACUUCACGUUGUGAUGUAUUUCAGCAAGAACGUCCUACUGUUGGCAGCGGCCUUUGUUUUAGUUGAUUCUCAAUUGAACAACGUCAGAGCUGACCCUUGUUCAACAUUGGAUAAUACAACUCUCUUAAUAGAUGGCAAAUGUUUUAAACUUUUCAACAUCCUUUUAAAUUGGCAAUCAGCACAAGACUAUUGCUAUCAAAACUUUUACGCCGGAACUUUGGCAGAACCAAUUACACAAAAGGAAAUGACAGGGGUGAAUAGUUUCGUGCAGUCUGCGAUAACUGGUAGUUAUUUGUUGGCAUGGAUUGGAGCGAAUGACAUUGCUCUCGAAGGCCAUUUUGUUUGGCCGUCUGAUAACAGUUCCAUGGUGCCAUACUUGUGGGGUUCAAAACCUCCGGACAACACCGAAAAUUCCAUUGCGACAGAGAACUGUGCUCAGAUAGCAGCUACGAAGAGCUUUACAUAUAUCAAUGAUGCCUUCUGUUCAUCUAGGAACGCGUUCAUUUGUCAGUCAGACCCGUGUGAUGCUUUUUUUUCUGGCUCUCUCUACGGAUAUGGCAAGUGUUACAAGUACUACAACUCAGCAGUGUCUUGGCAAAGUGCACAGGAAUAUUGUCUAAGUCUUAAUUCACACCUGGCAGAACCAGAGACAAGUCAAGUCCAAGAACUUCUGAAUGUCUACCUCUACAAUACAACCGCUUGGAUUGGAGGCAUCACUAUUAAUUGUAGCAAGUCGUUUCAAUGGUAUGUCAGUGGAAAUCUAGUUUCUGGUAACUUCAGUCGAUUUGUUGAAGGUAGCUGCCUUAACAAUAGUCUUCUGAUGAGCAACGUGGCAAAUAUUUCAUCAUUGAAAGCAAGAGAUGGCCAGGAAACUCAUGGAUUUGUCUGCCAAAAAGCUAUUAUUGCAACUGACCAGCAAGUGUACGUAGCUGUCUUCCCAAGACUCUUGAAGACAAGUUUACAAGGACUGCUUCAAGUGACCUCGAAAUUUAAUGACGUCGUUUAUGUCAGGUUCAAGGUUAAUAGCGAUGGCACUUCAGAUGCAUUAACUAUAAACCCUUUGACCCCAGGAACAGCUGUUAACUUCUAUGUGGAAAAUAAUAUUAUUCUUGGCUCGACAGGUAUCUAUACUCGCUAUGUCGAGGUCAACUCCAGUCAACCAGUGACUGUUGUCUUGUACAUAAUGGACCAAUCAACAAUCAGCUCCACCUUGCUGUACCCUAUCCAAAUGUAUUCUUUUCUAUCAGAGUCAUCCUAUUUGCCAUUAUCCACAUCUUUUUAUAACGCAUCAACAGCAUCUCUGACUGUAACAUCAAUGUCCAGUAAUUCAAAUCAUAUAAGUUUACUCUUCCACUCAGAAACACUUUCAGUUUGGAUUGGUAACAUGACCAUCUCUUUAAGUAUUGUUGAUAACAUGACAGCAGUUCUAGAGUCACUGUAUCAAACCUUAAAUAUAAACCUGCAGACAAAUCUUGAUGGAACUUACCUGUAUUCUACAGAACCUGUGAUUCUCACACUAGGAGGAACUGGGAUCCCGAUGGCUGCUGACACCACACUGGACGAUGUACUACCAAUGGCCUACAUUGGAAGCGACUACGUCAGUUUCCCAUUCAGAAUCCCGGACAGUGAAACACAUGUGCAGUUACAAGCAGUCAACAACUGGACACUCAUUACUGCCCUUUGCUCCAACAGGACAAUACUUCUAGACUAUGUUGGUGACACGUAUAGCUUCCUGCUAGACACAGCAUGUUAUAUUCGAGGAAACAGAAGUUUGUAUGUGUACCAGAUUCUAUCCAAACCUACAUACAGCCACCAAGAGUUAUGUGUAACAUCCCUGCUAGCAUCCAGUCACUGGAGAUAUGAGUAUACCUUUGCACAAGUUUCUGAUAUCUACACAGUCAAUAUUUAUAUUAUUGCUGAGGUCAACUCAUCCUCGGACAUAGUGACUAAUGACAUGUCAGUACAGUGGACAUGUCAAAAUAUUACUGGUACCAAUCUUUUAGGCUGUGAUACAACCUUACUUAGUCACGUGACAUACUUACAUAUCCAACUAGCCAAUACACAAAGCCGAUUUGGUGCGUAUGUGAUUGGCCAUGAGUCGACGUCAUCUUUUUGUCACCCAAUGGGGAUUAAGGAUGCAGCACAACCUUCAAACCUUGAACUGUUCCAACACAAGUCAUACUUGCAGUCUAUCAGAAACGGACGUCCAACUUCAUGUCAAGAAGAAAGGGACACAACUAGUGACUCUAGCUCCCAGUCCACCAUUACCGAGAUGAUCUACUCUACUCAGUCUCUUAACAUGACACCAGAAAUAACAACCAUCGCAGAUACAACCACACAGGAAAAGACAACCCUAACCACACAGACUCAGUCCAAUACCAGCUAUAAUGUAUCCACAAAGAGAACAUUGGGGAACUCCGUGACGACCCCGAUCAGCAGUAAAGCGGAAAUAGACGCCAUUGUUUCCUAUUUGACAUUAAACCAAUUGGAGCUGUCCUCUUACAAAAGAAGUCUGAUCUGUGCUCCAGACUCCAGGAGAUCUGCACAAGUGUGUGGGGGAACAGGGAUUAUCAUUCUGUCAUCUGUUCUCUUUAUGUUAGUCAUUUCCGACUUAGCAAAAGUUGUUAAAUAUUUUAUAGUGUUUUUGAGAUCACUUUAAAACCACAAAUAAAUUUAUAAAUAUUGAUAAC